AUGAACGGGGGCGAGGACUUUGCCAGCCAGGUGACGAGGACACUGGACUCACUGCAGGGCUGCAAUGAGAAAUCGGGCAUGGAUCUAACACCAGGAAGUGACAAUGCCAAGCUGUCCUUGAUGAACAAAUACAAGGAUAAUAUCAUCGCCACUAGCCCGGUGGACUCCAACCAUCAACAGGCGACGCUGUUGUCUCAUACAUCUAGCAGUCAACGCAAAAGGAUCAAUAACAAAUCACGAGCUGGCUCUGCAUUUCUGAACCCUGAAGGGGAUUCUGGAACAGAAGCAGAUAAUGAUCCCCAGCUGACCUUUUACACGGAUCCAUCACGGAGCAGGCGGCGCAGUAGGGUGGGUUCACCUAGGAGUCCUGUGAGCAAGACAACCCUGACACUCAUCAGCAUCACCAGCUGUAUCGUCGGUCUGGUCUGUGCUUCUCACGUGAAUUGCCCACUAGUGGUCAAGAUAACACUUCAUGUUCCAGAGCAUCUUAUUGCUGAUGCAUGUAACAUGUCUUCAUUAGUCUUCUCUGACCUGGCAUCCUCCAGAUUUGCUGGGAUUGCAAUUCCCAGGAUUUCCAGCUUUUGA
Molecule: messenger RNA, 585 nt
Organism: Python bivittatus (Burmese python)
Lineage: Eukaryota; Metazoa; Chordata; Lepidosauria; Squamata; Pythonidae
Source: RefSeq, a predicted model, not a curated record